GCCCACAGGACCCCAGGACCCGGCCCCCCUCACUCGCCCCGAGGCCCCGGGGACACUGCCCAGGUGUGGCCUCUGCCAAGUACACCUUGGCGCCACCCCGCGAGCCCCCUGGGCACUGGGCGUGGGGAGGAAGAGAGGGGGAUAAUUUAGGGGGAUUAAGAAAGGGAAGUGGGGGAGAUGGUGUGACCCGCUAGGCUGCCCAGACUCCGAGCCUGCGGCCCUCAGGUGUCCUGGGGGUCACGUCACCCGCUCAUCCCCCACCCCACCCGCAUCCCAAGUUCCCACUUUUCCACCGCAGGGCAGGGCCGGGUUGGUGCCAGGAACAGAAACUCCAGCCCGGGGCGCGGGGCGGGGGGCGCGGGUUGGCUCCGAGUCCCGCCGGAAGGGGGCGCGCGCGACGCCGGAGCGCACAAGCGCCCCUUUAAAGCGCCGCCGCCGCCCGACCGCGGCGAGACUCGCGUCCGGCCGGGACGUCCCGCUCCGCUUCCUCCCUCCCGGGGCCAGGGCGCGCGGCCGAGCGGGCUUGGAGGGGCGGGGAGGUGGCGUGGAGGCUGCAGCUAGAGCAAACAAACAAGUUCAGAGACUGCCUCCCUCUCUCCGGUGCAAACUCAAGACACCCUCCCCAUCCCUCCCUAACUCCGUGCUCCCCCCCCCCAAAAAAAAAGCCUGGGGAGGAGGCGGUAGGGGGCCGGAGAGAAGCUGGACCCAGAGCCCGGAGAAAGGGGGAGGGUCCCAGCCCAGCAGGGUCGCCGGGGCCAACGUCCCUCCCCGUCGAGGGCGGGGGCGCAUCUCCGGCCGCGCGCGCGGGAGGGGGCAGCGCCGGUGCCCCGAUGCUCCACGUAGUUGCUGGCUCGGGCCGCGCGCUGCGGUCGGGGCCACCGUAUAAAUAGGCCCGGAGACCCGCGCUCCGAGGACUUGCCGCCGCCGCCGCAGCCCCGGGCCCCAGGCGUCCCGGCCAUGGCCCGCCCGGUGCUCCUGCUCUUGCUCGGCCUCCUGGCCGGCCUGCUGCCCGCGCUGGCGGCCUGCCCCCAGCACUGCCACUGCCACGGCGACCUGCAGCACGUCAUCUGCGACAAGGUGGGUCUGCACAAGAUCCCCAAAGUCUCGGAGAAGACCAAGCUGCUCAACCUGCAGCGCAACAGCUUCCCGGUGCUGGCGGCCAACGCCUUCCGCGCGAUGCCCAACCUCGUGUCGCUGCAUCUGCAGCACUGCCAGAUCCGCGAGGUGGCGGCCGGCGCCUUCCGCGGCCUCAAGCAGCUCAUCUACCUGUACCUGUCGCACAACGACAUCCGCGUGCUGCGCGCCGGCGCCUUCGACGACCUGAGCGAGCUCACCUACCUCUACCUGGACCACAACAAGGUGACCGAGCUGCCCCGCGGGCUGCUCUCGCCGCUCGUCAACCUCUUCAUCCUGCAGCUCAACAACAACAAGAUCCGCGAGCUGCGCGCCGGCGCCUUCCAGGGCGCCAAGGACCUGCGCUGGCUCUACCUGUCCGAGAACGCGCUCAGCACCCUGCAGCCGGGCGCGCUCGACGACGUGGAGAACCUCGCCAAGUUCCACCUGGACAGGAACCAGCUGUCCAGCUACCCCGCGGCGGCGCUCAGCAAGCUGCGCGUGGUGGAGGAGCUGAAGCUGUCGCACAACCCCCUGAAGAGCAUCCCUGACAACGCCUUCCAGUCCUUCGGCAGGUACCUGGAGACCCUCUGGCUGGACAACACACACCUGGAGAAGUUCUCGGACGGCGCCUUCGCGGGCACGAGCACGCUGAAGCACGUGCACCUGGAGAAUAACCGCCUGAGCCAGCUGCCUCCCAGCUUCCCCUUUGACCACCUGGAGACCCUCACCCUCACCAACAACCCCUGGAAGUGCACCUGCCCGCUCCAGGGUCUUCGGAGGUGGCUGGAAGCUAAGACUUCGCGCCCCGAUGCCACCUGCGCCUCCCCCAGCAAGGUCAGAGGGCAGCACAUCCGGGACACGGACGCCUUCCGCAGCUGCAAGUCCCCCACCAAACGGUCCAAGAAAGCCGGCCGCCACUAAAUGCCUCUGCCAGUACCCACACAGCGCUGGCCAGGCCCUGGCAGGGCCACGGGCAUCCAGCACAAACCCAGACCCCCAGACGGGAAUGCCAUCACACCUGCCCUGUCCUCUCAGAAAAGCUGUCGCGGGGGGCCCGGAGCAGGUGAUUCUCAGCACAGGUGACCACCAGUCCAGUUGCCGCCCAGAGGGACCCCCCGCCGCUCGGCUGCCCCAGCCCCGCCAUCCGGGAGCAACGCCAGAGCCGAGGCCUGCCCCUGCUUCCAGAGAGGGCUGGCGGCUCCGGCCCCCGCCUGCCAGGACACGCCAGCAGGACCCCAGGGCGUUGCUCCCGAGAUGCGUUUCUUCCUCCAGUUUCUAGAACUAUAAAUGUACGAGCGUAUA
This is a messenger RNA of Sorex araneus (European shrew), 2418 nucleotides long. RefSeq names its product chondroadherin (gene CHAD). Bases 958 to 2037 code for a protein of 359 amino acids. The transcript is spliced from 4 exons. Gene Ontology annotation, cellular component: extracellular matrix. Gene Ontology annotation, molecular function: protein binding. Lineage: Eukaryota; Metazoa; Chordata; Mammalia; Eulipotyphla; Soricidae. The record is from RefSeq and is a predicted model, not a curated record.